AUGGCCCAAUUCCGCGGAUGGAGGCGUCUGGGGAGUCGGGUGAGAUGGAUUAACGAUGGAAUACGAGCGGACGUUGAAAGAAACUCUUCCGCUAAGCGCUGGACUCCAGAUCUGGCGCGCGGGGCGAGCGGUUCAUGGCGCCACACUAGCGAGAUAAGCGGUUUCACGCAGGCGAGCGGCACAAACCGGCAGUCUGCGCUUCUGUCGCCUGCCCAAGCGGUCAAGCGCUCGUGGGGCGCACAACAUAUGUCGAAUAUGUCAGAAAUGCAUGCCAGUGUUGCACAAACGGUGGAUCUUAGUAAGAAAGAUAUGCCUUCCAAACCGCUUACAUCCGCGCUACAAAACAACAUCGUGGAGAAAGAGAUCCGGUUGCAACGUCAUGAUCGUCCGAUUUUGUACUCCGACCGAUUUUCGCGCCACAUGAUGGCGAGGCUUCAAUGUCUUAGCGUUCGGCGAUGCACGAGGCUGGCAUAUCAAAGCAAGGAAUUCGCACCAAGUCUCCUCCGUACCACACCACCAAACAUCUGGCGAUGGUGCGCACGGGUAGCGACUGAAAUGUGGGUUCAAAACACUCGAAGAAUUCCGAGCAGAGCGUCAUCCGCGGAAGGUCAACAUCCGCAUCUACCAACAUCUUGGUGGCUGACUUUCCUCGAUGAGCGAGACUGGAGGAACGCUAUUUUCUCGGAGUUCUCAGGGGGAAAUCCUUUUGCACUUCGGACCUUCCUGCGCUGUGAUCUGGCAUCCGAAUUUCCAUCGUAGAAGGGGCGGGAGAACGAUGGCCCUUCCUUACUAAAAGGCAAUAUGUGCCCUGGUGGGCAUGAUUUGCAGGUUGUUUACGUGUGUCCAAUGGGGACGGGUGAAGUGUGAUGAGGGACGAAAGGUCCGGCUGAUGAUCUACUGCAUAUCCGCCCGUACCACAACGGGACGGACAGAGAUUCUCGACAGCGCCCAAUGGUUCGAUCGGAUGAAGGAGGCUGUCUCGGUGCAAAUGGUGUUGUUUGCCACUGUUUGAUGAAGUUGGCGUUAAGUGGAAGUAUAAUUGAUCAACACUGGAGGACUGUUAUCCACCCGAAACAUGCACCAGCCCUAGAAAGGUGAAAUUAAGACCCGACUGUUCCAAGACGAUAGCGUUUCUUGCAGACUACGGCGGUCAUGUGUUGUUGGUGCGGCAGAAGAAGGUAAGACAUGCAGCAUGAUACUGUGU
This is a messenger RNA of Aaosphaeria arxii CBS 175.79, 1204 nucleotides long. RefSeq lists its product as uncharacterized. The record is from RefSeq and is a predicted model, not a curated record. The transcript has 4 exons. Lineage: Eukaryota; Fungi; Ascomycota; Dothideomycetes; Pleosporales. The coding region runs from base 1 to 759 and encodes 252 amino acids.